Punica granatum (pomegranate) is the source of this 1765-nucleotide messenger RNA. NCBI's taxonomy places the organism in Eukaryota, Viridiplantae, Streptophyta, Magnoliopsida, Myrtales, Lythraceae. The record is from RefSeq and is a predicted model, not a curated record.
UAAGCACAAUCGAGAAAUUUCAAACCGAACGGUCCUUUCCUUUCUCUGCUCUCUCUCUCUCUUGUGUCCUGCGGGUCCGCAAAGGUUGCCUCUUUCUGUCCUCUUUGUCUCUCCGCUUCUCUUCAAUUCGCUCACUUGUGUUCUCUUCUCUGGGUCCCUCACUUCACCUAUCUGUCCGAGCCAUGGGCAUAGCUCAAGAUGGAGAGGGAAAGAAGCAGAAGCCAGAGAAGCUGCUCCGGAGAAGACGAUCGGAGCCUCCUCAGAGAGUUCGCAGCAAGAAAGUGGUGGUCUCCUGCGAUGAGCGGAUGCCCAAAUGUGAGAAGAGGAAGAGGUCCACAGUUGAUGGGCCGUUCUCUGUUGUUAAUACUCAUGUCAUGGAUCGAGCAAAAGAGGUUCAAUCAUGUUUACAGCAGGAAUUUCCAAGCCUCGUCAAGCCCAUGGUAAAAUCACACGUUGCCGGCGGGUUCUGGCUGGGACUUCCUAAGGGGUUCUGCACUCUUCAUUUGCCUGAAGAUGAUGCAAAGAUUAUAUUAGAAGACGAAAGUGGUAAAGAACAUGAAACGAAGUAUCUUGCAUAUAAAUCGGGCCUCAGUGGUGGUUGGCGAGGCUUUUCGAUCGCUCACAGUCUAGUGGAGGGAGACGUUUUAGUAUUCCAUUUAGUCGAGCCUACCAGAUUUAAGGUUUACAUUGUGAGAUCACGUUCUUUUGGCGAGGUCGAUGGAGCUCUUGGCCUUCUAGGAUUGGAUCCUUGCUUGAAGACAAUGUCUUCAGGUACUUGCUUCUUCCUGAGAAACCUGACACCAUCAUGUUUCCUAUUGGUCCUUCAGUUCGUUUCUUCUAUUUUGGUCAUGAAAUCUGCAGAGAAUGACAAAAAGACAUGCGAAGAAAUAGAAGACGACGAGUACUGGGAACCUCUCGCAUACGAGAUCCCUCUAGAAAAUGGUGAAGACAAUGAAGAUCCAGUUCCAGAAUUGUUGGAUGGGAUCAGAUUCUCUCAGUCUGUAAUCGAUUUUAAAGAUGUAAGGAGUAUAGAGGAUUUCACGAUAGUAGUGGACAGGUUGGUUAUAGACUCCGAGUUCUCCAAGAAUCUCCGAGCAAAGUAUUACGACCUCUGCUGCAGCCAAAGGUCAUUCCUUCAUGAGAAGCUCCUAGAGGGUCUCAAUUGUAAAUUGGCUGCAGGAAUAAUCUCCGAGACCAUGAACAUAGCUGACGCUAUCAGAGCCUCUAGGAUCACGACCUCUCCGGAAUAUUUUGCUGUUUGGGAAAAGACUCUUAAGGCAUUCGCUGAUCUUGGCAUGGAGGUUGGAUUCUUACAAGCUCGGUUGGAACUACUCACAAACCUUGUCGGAUCGAAGAGGAUAAAAAUUGCAAGGAGUGAACAAGCUUCUGCAGAAGAGGAGGUGAGCAGACUCGAAGCUAAGAUUAUGGAAGCAAAAGAAACCAUCAGUAAGCUCGAUGCUGAGAUCAAGACUCUAGAAAAGAACAAAAAUGGGCUCGAGUUGAUGUUUCACGAUCUUGCUAUGGCUCCAUGGUGAUGAAAAAUUUAUUUUAGGGGUUGCGAUGCAAUUUCUUUUACCCCUCUUCAGUUAGCAAGUUGUCAAAGGAAAUAUUUUUUGGGUCCUUUUGGUUUAGUAUACAGGAGAGGGACAUGUUGUAGAUAUGAAGCUCUGCAGGAAAUGGGUGUAUCAAACUUAGAAGCAGCAGCUAUAUAUAGAACUAUUAUUUUUUCUAGUUAAUGUUAAAAUUUUCAUGGUUUCGUAUGCUA